Messenger RNA from Dendroctonus ponderosae (mountain pine beetle), 1055 nucleotides. RefSeq lists its product as uncharacterized. Lineage: Eukaryota; Metazoa; Arthropoda; Insecta; Coleoptera; Curculionidae. The record is from RefSeq and is a predicted model, not a curated record.
AUGUGUAUUUAUUGCAUACCGGCCUGUGUACCCUGUGAAGUAAACCUGUUUCAGAUUGUGGCUGGUGCCCUCAUUCAAGGAAGGAUUAUGCCCAGUGCACAGGCGGCCAAGACGACAGAUUCCAAAGGCACCUACACCACUUUCAAUAAGAGGAACGUGAAAAAUGAGAGACAGAAAGUGGCUGGAAGUCGCAAAUUGAAGCAAGAGGUGCAGACAAUUAUCGAUAUUAUGGGCCCUCCACUGUGUUCAAAUUUUAACUACAACACAAGCAGUGAGGCCGACAACGAGGAGUCAGUUUUUUCCAACUCCAAACUUUCUUCGUCAGAAAACACGGAUUGGUCAGCAAAAAAUAAAGACAAUCUUUCCAUAGCCGUCGACUUAAAUAGUUCAACAUCGGCUAUAUUGGACGAACUGACCGAUUCACAAGCAAACUUUCCAUAUGUAGAAAGUGUAUACUCAAAUACUCAGUACAUUUGCCCACCACCGUCGAACCCCGCCAACAUUUGCAUUAAUUCUGAAUGCUUCUGUCCCCAAGUAGCCAGCCUACUACAUGGGAGAAAAAAUCAUAACGGGAUUCAUGCAAGUUGCAAACAUGAACUAGCCACACCGAAAUGUGGCAAUCUAGAACCUAAUGAUGAUAGAUCACUUGAAUUGAAUAAGGACUCCAAAAACGUGGUUAUCAACUGGUUAAAAGCGAUGAUUUUAUCUUCGAAGGAGCUAAACGAUGCUAAUUGUGCAGAAUACUACAGAAUGAACGUGACGAAGCAACGAGGCAAUAAUAAUAGCCGUCCCAGGCGUGCUGUGUUCGAGCUAGUAAAAAAUGCGCCGUUUAAAAAUGUGCAAGAUUGUGGAAUAAGCAAUCCCGAUGAUGUAAUAGUGUCAAAAAGCAAGAAAAACUGUAAGAACCAAAGAAUGCAAACAAGGGUAGAGCUUCGACCCACCAAUUUAAGACCAGUUAGUCAAACGCCCAGAAAACCGAUUGAGAAAACGACGCACUGCGAUUCGAGUGGAAAAACAAGAGUUGAUUUAUACUAUUUUGAUAACGGGUCCUACAA